CCCAUACGUAAAACUUUUAGCCUUUCUUUUUUUUCUUUUCAAAUUCUGGCGAGGAGGUCUCUGCAUCUCUACCUUCGUUCUCCGUCAACGCCGUAUCGUGCUUCUUCCUUCAAGGGUAGAAGAAACAGUUCAUUUGGCUGAGGCCGGAUUCGUGAAUAUAUAGAGAAAGAUGUUUGGUUCUUCUAAUCCUUUUGGACAGUCAUCUAACAGCAGUCCAUUUGGGACCCAAACGCAAUCUUUGUUUGGGCAGACCAAUAACACGAGCAAUAAUCCCUUUGCUGUGAAACCCUUUGGUACGUCUACUCCUUUUGGCGCACAGACAGGGAGUUCCAUGUUUGGGGGCACUUCAACCGGCGUAUUUGGUGCACCUCAAACUUCUUCUCCUUUUGGUGCUUCAUCACAAGCGUUUGGGAGCUCUACUCCUGCUUUUGGAGCAUCUUCUACUCCUGCAUUUGGUAAUUCAGCUUCACCUUUUGGGGGCGCUUCUACGUUUGGUCAGAAGACUUUUGGCCUCUCAACGCCUCAUUCAAGUCCUUUUGGAAACUCCACACAGCAGCCUGCCUUUGGAAACAGCUCUUUUGGUGCCUCAAACACGCCUGCCUUUGGUGCCUCUAGCUCGCCUGCUUUUGGCGCCUCAAACACUUCUGCGUUUGGCGCCUCAAACACUUCCGCGUUUGGAGCCACAAGCACGCCUGCCUUUGGCUCCGCAAACACACCUAAUUUUGGUGCCUCAAGUACACCUUCAUUCGGCGCCUCGAGCUCACCUGCAUUUGGCGCGUCACCUGCUCCAGCCUUUGGUAGCUCUGGCACUGCAUUUGGCAACAAUGCCUUCGGUACUGGAGGUGCUUUUGGUGCAUCCAGCACUCCUGCGUUUGGUGCAUCAAGCACUCCUACAUUUGGUGCGUCAAGCACUCCUUCGUUUGGGGCAUCAAAUACUCCUGCCUUUGGGGCAUCAAGUACCCCAUCUUUUAGUUUUGGCUCUUCCCCAGCGUUUGGACAGUCUACCUCAGCAUUUGGUAGCAGUGGCUUUGGUUCUACACAGUCUCCCUUUGGAGCCCAAGGUGCACAGGUAUCAACUCCAACAUUUGGGGGUCAACAAGGGGGUAGUAGGGUCAUGCCUUUUGCACCUACAAAUGAUGCCGAGUCAGGCGGUAACUCAGGGAAUCUACAAUCUAUAUCUGCCAUGCCUGCAUACAAAGAAAAAAACCAGGAGGAGCUUAGGUGGGAGGACUACCAGCGAGGAGAUAAAGGUGGACAACUUCCUGCUGGUCAAUCUCUUGGAGGUACUGGAUUUGGAGUAACAACUUCUCAGCCAAGUACAUUCUCUCCUUCACCAACGUUUGGCCAGACACCUGCAAAUCCAGCAAACCCUUUUGCACAGAAGACUCAAACAACUACCCCAAAUUUUUCCUCACCGUUUGGUCCACCCACUACCCCAUCAUUUGGUCCACCCACUACUCCAUCCUUUGGUCAACCCACUACCCCAUCCUUUAGUCAAACCACUACCCCAUCCUUUGGUCAAUCCACUGCCCCAUCCUUUGGUCAACCCACUACCCCAUCCAUGUUUGGGUCAACUGCAUCAAAUACCAUAUCCCUUUUUGGAUCAUCCUCCAGUUUUGCAACAAACACAUCGCAGCCAUUUGGUUCAGCUCCUGCACAUGGGUCAAAUUCAACAUUUAGCAUUGGUGGAAAUUUUAACAAUCAGUCAUCUCCGCUGUUUGGUCCAAACCCCUCUGGGCAGAAUACAACUCCUGCAUUCCCACACACUAAUCCUGUGUUUGGACAGAAUACCAAUCCUACAAAUGGACAGAGUAACAUUUUCAGCUCACCUUCCACUGGCGCAGCGAACCUGUUUUCAAGCUCUUCAUCCCCAACUACAAACAUCUCUCCCUUUGGUCAAAUAACGCCUCCUGUUUCGGCUUACCAAUCAGUUCAGCCAACUCAACCAUCAGGUGCUCUUGGUUUCAACAACUUUGGUCAAACACAAACAGGUGGAAUGGGAAAUUUUAGCCAAGGCAAUUUUAAGCAAGGACCUGCAUUGGGUAACUCUGCUGUUAUGCAACCAAGUCCUGUUACAAACCCCUUUGGAACGCUUCCUGCUUUGCCUCAGAUUUCAAUUGGUCAAGGUGGAAAUUCACCUUCGAUUCAGUCUGGAAUCUCCAGCAUGCCUGUUGUUGAUAAGCCUGCUCCUGUUAGAGUAUCACCACUCCUGACUUCUCGACACCUUUUCCAAAGGCGGGUCAGGCUACCUACAAGAAAGUACCGUCCUGGUGAUGAUGGUCCAAAGGUUCCAUUCUUCAGUGAUGAAGAGAAUUCCAGUACACCAAAGGCUGAUGCCUUUUUCAUUCCAAGGGAAAACCCUAGAGCACUAUUUAUACGCCCAGUUGAAAGGGUAAAAUCAGAACAUCCAAAGGAUGACCCGACCCCACUGCAGGAGAACGGUAAGAAGUCGAAUGGGGUUACUAAUGGAGCCCACCAUGAGAACAAGAAUGACGGUGAAACUUGUGAGGCUCCUCCGGUUAAAGCCAAUCAGAAACCGAACGGGACACAUGAAAAUGACAGAGGCGACAAAAACAGUUCAUACAGUUCACCAAGUGGAGCAGAUAUCGAGUCAUUGAUGCCAAAGCUGCAUCACGCUGAAUAUUUCACAGAGCCUCGGAUCCAAGAACUGGCUGCAAAAGAAAGGAUUGAUCCUGGUCAUUGCAAGCGGGUAAAGGACUUUGUUGUUGGGAGACAUGGUUACGGGAGUAUAAAGUUUCUAGGAGAGACAGAUGUGUGUAGACUCGACUUGGAAAUGGUGGUUCAGUUCAAAAACCGAGAAGUGAAUGUGUACAUGGACGAGAGCAAAAAACCGCCAGUGGGUCAAGGAUUGAAUAAGCCUGCGGUAGUAACUUUGCUGAACAUAAAAUGUAUGGACAAGAAGACCGGUACGCAAGUGAAGGAAGGCGCCAGAUUGGACAAGUACAAGGAAAUGCUGAAGAGGAAAGCUGAUGAACAAGGAGCUAAGUUUGUGUCUUAUGAUGCUGUGAAAGGCGAGUGGACGUUCAAAGUGGAGCAUUUUAGUUCCUACAAGCUUGGAGAUGAAGAUGAUGUGUAGAAAGAUCAUAUGUAGACUAGUGUCCUGUUUUUUUUUUUUGUUUUUUUUCUUACUUUUUGGGGUUUGUCUAUUGAUCUGACUUUGUCCUGAUUUUGUCUCACUAAGAAGCAGACAAAAGAAGAAAAGUGCCGUAAAGGAACACAAAACUGGCUUAACCUCUAAAUAUUUACUUGUUUCUUGAUUUCUU
Messenger RNA from Capsella rubella, 3284 nucleotides. RefSeq names its product nuclear pore complex protein NUP98B. The record is from RefSeq and is a predicted model, not a curated record. The coding region runs from base 170 to 3097 and encodes 975 amino acids. Gene Ontology annotation, biological process: RNA export from nucleus; post-transcriptional tethering of RNA polymerase II gene DNA at nuclear periphery; protein import into nucleus. Lineage: Eukaryota; Viridiplantae; Streptophyta; Magnoliopsida; Brassicales; Brassicaceae. The transcript has 13 exons. Gene Ontology annotation, cellular component: nuclear pore cytoplasmic filaments; nuclear pore. Gene Ontology annotation, molecular function: structural constituent of nuclear pore.